UGGCAUUCCUUUCUCACCUUCCCAAAACUUUCUAAUCAUAACACUGCGCCAUCCAGUCAAUGGUUUAUCUCCACGGUCAAGCUCCAAGGUCAGUGGGAUCCUCGUGAAAUCCUCCCCCGAUUCGCUUUGCAUACAUUUGCAGUAGCCAGUAUGUCAUCGAUCGUGAAACCCAAAGACGACAAAGAGAAAAAGAAAGACAAAAACACCUCAGCCCGAAAGCAACAGCAGCGAAGGAACCGAUUCAACGAGGAUGUUCCGACGAUUGAUAACCCCACUCGCAUCCUGGAACGUGCGGCAGAAGUCGAUUUCAGAAACAAGCAAGAGGCCGAUAGUUUCAAAUCGCAGUACAAUGAAACGUUCGUGAAGGCGGCAUCAGCCAAGGGAGGCACAAAUGUGCUUCAUAAAUUGGCGGAAUCCAAAUGGUUGCAGGAAAAGGUUGAUGGGUUUCUGGGAUGGCUGCUGAAGGAUUAUUAUGCGCUUUUGGAGAAGGGGGGUGACGAUCUCAAUCCUCUGCAACUUGCAAUCAAGAGCGAAAACGACGAGUUCGUCAAAUCCGUGCUGGCUUACCCUGGACUCAAGAAUAUGGGGUCUGUUUUGAAGCACGCUAGCAGGUAUGGGAACUCGCUUCAUAUAGCUGUGUUGAGUGACUGUCCAGAGUUGCGGGCGGUUAUCGAUUAUUUCAGGAAGAAAGUCUUUAUGACGAAGGCCCUUGAUGUGCUGUCUGACAAAACGUCGUUUCCCCGGGUUGAGAAUUAUUUUGAUAUCAAAUUCAAGAAGCUGCUUCUCGACGAUGUCCAAUCGUCAACGAUGCACCCAAGUUUCCAUUCUACAGCGAUACAGGAGAGCGACUGGAAUAAAAAAUCGAAGCAAGCUCUUAGUACGUUAUUGGACACACUGAAGUGAGAGAUACAAAACGGACCGUGGGAGCGUUACCUAUCACAUGC
This is a messenger RNA of Aspergillus glaucus CBS 516.65, 944 nucleotides long. RefSeq lists its product as uncharacterized. The record is from RefSeq and is a predicted model, not a curated record. The transcript has a single exon. The coding region runs from base 151 to 903 and encodes 250 amino acids. Lineage: Eukaryota; Fungi; Ascomycota; Eurotiomycetes; Eurotiales; Aspergillaceae.